AAGAUGGCAACACUGCUCUCUGUUCUUCCCGCCUAACGGUCGUUGAUAAAAUUAAAAUUUGAAUUUUGUUUGUCUUCAAUGUCUUCUGAUUCUGAAUGAAUAAAAUAAAUCUUGUACAUCGUACAUUUUUACAAUUCAAAAUUGAAGUACCCUGAAGCCCCAGCCUCCGACAUACGUACCAUUUCCAAAUUGCCAGCUUGAAAAAUAAACGUUCUUCUACGAUAAAUCAGGAACAAAGGCUUGGGUUUUUUAUCCAUACAUCAUGAAAAAAGCAUACACAACGCCGAUGAAAACGCCAAGUCGGCCAAAGACGAAAAAUACUGAUACAGACGCUAAUAAAGAAUCACUUCGAGUGUACUGUCGCCUAAAACCACUCUCCCAAACGGAACCAUCAUGUAUAAAAGUGAUCUCGGAUACUUCGGUUCAACUUUCGUUGCAAGAUGCGAAUAAAUCUGCGAAACAAUACACAUUCAAGAAAGUAUUCGUCGAAAACAGUACACAGAAGGAAGUAUUCGAAGAGGUAGCUCUACCUCUAGUUGAGCAAUUGAUCGAUGGUCAAAAUGGACUGCUUUUUACGUACGGAGUCACCGGCAGUGGAAAAACAUUCACUAUGACUGGAAGUAAACGUAAUGUCGGUAUAAUGCCAAGAUGUUUAGAUGUGUUGUUCAAUUCGAUCGCCGAUUACCAAGCUCGUAAGUUCAUUUUUAAACCGGAUAAGAUGAAUGGUUUCGAAGUACAAACUGAGGAGGAAGCUAAACGAGAUGAAGAGACGUAUCUGCGACAGAAUCAUAAGGCUAGAUUAAGAAAAAAUAAUUCUCAAGAAGAUUUGCUCUCAGCACGAAGCGAAGAUAGUGUUAGGAUCACGGUGAAAGAAGAAGAUAACGCCUACGCUGUUUUCAUCAGUUACGUAGAAGUAUACAAUAAGAAAGUAAUCGAUUUACUCGACAACGCUUUUGAAAAUGGACAGAGAAUUGAACCCAAAGUAAUCCGACACGAUGGCUCAGGAAACGGUUACGUUCUAGGCGCCACCGAAGUCGAGGUGAAAAGCACCGAAGAAGCUUUCGAAGUGUUUUACAAAGGACAGAAACGUAAACGAAUGGGUUGCACGACACUGAACAUUGAUUCCAGCCGUAGUCACACCGUAUUUACAAUCAAACUUGUCCAAGCUCCUUUGAACGCAUCAGGAGACAGAGUCAUACAAGAUGAAAAUCUCAUCUGCGUGAGUCAACUCUCGCUCGUCGAUUUGGCCGGCAGUGAGCGUACUAAUCGUACGAAAAAUACUGGUCAGCGAUUAAACGAAGCCGGUAAAAUAAACCAAUCGUUAAUGGUGCUUCGAAAAUGCUUGGAAACCUUACGCAGUAAUCAACAGUCCGGCACUGCAGAGAACAUCAGUUAUCGAGAGGAUAAAAUCACCUUCUUGUUCAAAAGCUAUUUCGAGGGUGAUGGUGAUAUUAGAAUGGUCGUUUGUGUGAAUCCAAGCAUGGCUGACGCAGAUGAAAAUGCUUUCGUAAUGACGUUUGCUGAAGCAACGCAAGAUAUAAUAGUGAAUCCGACUCCUUUGAAAGCAACUCUAUACCCAGCAUUAACUCCAGGUCGAAGGAGAGCUAACGUAGAAUCUAGAAAAGUUUUACAAAUGUUGGAAGAAGAAAAUGAAAACGAUCCUGUGGCAUACGUGCCUUUCGAUGCUAACAUUAUUUACAAUUUUGGACCAUUCCCUCAAUUGGAAUCGUUCUCCGGCGAUCCCGAGUACAGCCGAGCGUUGAUUAAUUACUUGGAAGAGACGCUAGAAAAAAGAAAAACAUACAAAUCGGAUUUAGACAAAAGAAAUGAGAAGAUCAGAGCUUUACUGUUGCAAUUCCAAGAAGAACUGCACCGAUGCAAACAGGAUAGAGAUGCUGCUAAUGCAAGAUCAGAGCACGAAAUGCUCAAGAGUAAAGCUCUCGAAGAUAAAGUCGUUAGUCUAGAUACCGAACUUACGAAGUAUAAAAGGAGAAAUGACGAACUGAUGGAAGAAAAUAAACAAAUUAAACGAAAAAUGCGCAAAUGUGAAGAGAAAAACUCAGAAAGGAAUAUUAAAUCGUCGCGUAGAGAACCGUCACCCUCAACCACUGAAUCCGCAAUUUCGUGUGCUCAACAUACGCCGAUUUCUGCGACCAAAUCAACGCCUCGCUAUAAUACUCGUAGAACACGACACACACCUCGCGAUAAAUGGCUCGUUCAACAACAAACGAUGGUGGUAGCUUUGGAUACCGUUCUGCAACCGAAUAUGCCUAAACGUAAAUCAUGCGACACUGUCACCAGUCCCAAGAAAAUGAGGAAAACCUCGAAAUACUGUUUAAUGACUCAAAAUCAAGACGAAACUGGCGAUCUUGAAACGCAGCUUUACAAAGGCGAUGUGGUACCAACAGUCGGUGGUGGAGCUCAGGUUAUUUUUAACGAUGUAGAAAUAUUGAAACAAGUGUCUCCAUUGAACUCGCCAACGUCUCCGAAGCAAAGACCAGCACCAUUGUAUCCGGAUAUACAAACGAAAUGCUCGGUCGCCGUGGAAGGACGUGCAUACAGGAGAAAACGUUGAACGAUGUUCACAUAAAUCUCGCUAUUCUCGCUACUGGUUUAGAAAUGAACACCCAGUCAAUCACUGCUGAUAUCAUAAGUUUAGUUUAUUUGUUACCUAAGCUAUAAGUACAUACUUCUUUUUCACUAUCAUUUUCAUUUUUUAUACAAAAGUAAUUUUACAAACUUUCAAUAUUGCUGUGAUAAAUUUUCAUUUCAUAUUCCGUAGUGAAUUUUGUACAUGAUGUAUACAGUAUUGAUACUGCACUCAGAUUAAAUAAAGACUUCUUUUAAAAUUUUU
This is a messenger RNA of Planococcus citri (citrus mealybug), 2854 nucleotides long. Its product is annotated as kinesin-like protein KIF23. The coding region runs from base 263 to 2575 and encodes 770 amino acids. Gene Ontology annotation, biological process: microtubule-based movement. The record is from RefSeq and is a predicted model, not a curated record. NCBI's taxonomy places the organism in Eukaryota, Metazoa, Arthropoda, Insecta, Hemiptera, Pseudococcidae. Gene Ontology annotation, cellular component: nucleus; kinesin complex; microtubule. The transcript has 12 exons. Gene Ontology annotation, molecular function: microtubule motor activity; ATP hydrolysis activity; microtubule binding.